Molecule: messenger RNA, 2229 nt
Organism: Nematolebias whitei (Rio pearlfish)
Lineage: Eukaryota; Metazoa; Chordata; Actinopteri; Cyprinodontiformes; Rivulidae
Gene: cep83
Product: centrosomal protein 83
Exons: 16
Coding region: 29-2170 (713 amino acids)
Cellular component (GO): centrosome
Source: RefSeq, a predicted model, not a curated record
GAGGCGGAGGUGAAGUAAAGGAGGCGAGAUGACCUCCUCCGCGCUCGGCCAGUCGCCUCCGCUCGUCUCGGACUUGGAACCCGGGAUGGGGAAGUCUGCGGCCAUGCUGGGGCUGUCCGCUGGGCUGGGGGGCGCAGAGAUGGAGCUGCAGAAGAUGCUGAUUGACGAGAGGAUCAAGUCUGAGAACCACAGGACCAACUACCAGACCCUAAAGGCUGAGCACACCAGCCUGCAGGACGAGUUCACGCGGGCGCAGGCUGAACUGAAGCGCCUCCUGAGCGGGCGACAGUCUCAGCAGGAGAAACUGCAGCUGCUGCUGGCAGAGCUGCGAGGAGAGCUGCUGGACAAAACCAGGGAGCUGGAGGAGCUUCGGCUGCAGGUGAUGACCCCCCAGCGGCUGGAGUUACUCAGAGCUCAGGUGCAGCAGGAGAUGGAGGCCCCGGUCAGAGAGAGGUUCGACAAGCUGGAGGAGGAGACGGAGAAGUACAGGUCCGAGUACAACAAGCUCCGCUACGAGUUCACCUUCCUCCAGUCCCAGUGUGAGCACCAGAGAGAAGAGCACGCCCGCGUACUGGAGGAGCGGCGGGUCCGCUACGAGGCGGAGGUCGCUCGACUGGAGAAGGACAGGGAGGAGCUGGUGGCUCAGUAUCAGGGUUCGGACCCGCUGCGUGACGGGAAGAGGGUGGAGGCUCUGCUGAGGGAGAAGGCCCAGCUCCACCUGCGGCUCAAAGGCCUGGAGGCCGAGGUGGCCGAGCUCCGAGCCCAGAAGGAGAACUCGGGCCAGCAGGCCGAGAACGUCCAGCGGAUCCAGAUCCGACAGCUGUCCGAGUCUCAGGCUGCAGUGAAGUCCCUCGAGGCGGAGCGUCAGUCGUUGCGUCAGCAGCUGGAGCGGCUGGAGAGCGAGCUCCGUCUGAGCCACGAGCAGAACGCUCAGCUCACCGGGCGACUGCACAAAGCUGAGAGAGAAGUCAACGCCCUCACCUCUCAGAUGGCGAGCCUGAAGCAUUCCCACAAACUCGAGGUGGCCGGAGUCAAACUGGAGUGUUCUCGCUCCAAAGGGGAGGUGGAGCGGGAGAGGGACUCUCUGCAGGGACAGCUGGACGGCCUUCAGGCAGACGUGGAGGUCCUGAAAGCAGCCGUGGAGCGACACAAAGAAGUUCUGGUGGGGAAGGAGAGGGAGAUGGUCCGGAAGGUCCAGUCGGCUCGGGAGGAGGAGCUCCUCAAAACAGCAGUCCUGCACGAAGAAAAGUUGGAGCUGGAGAACCGUGUGGCAGCUCUGGAGCAGCAGAGGCUCCUGCAGGACUCCUCGGAUCAGGCCCUGAGGGAGGAGUGGGAGGAGCGGCUCCGCAGCGCUCAGCGGGGAGAGGAGUCGUCUCGCAGGGAGCUGCAGAGCCUGAGGAGUAAAGUGCUGCAGCAGAGCUGCGAGCUGCAGGAGGCUGCACGACUCACAGCAGACAUGUCCGACCUGCAGCAGCACAACCAGGAGCUGAACGUCCAGCUGGCGGCGCUGACUCGCUCCGAGGCUGAGCUCAGGGAGACGAACCAGAGGCUGAGGGAGACGCUGGACCGAGUCCGGGAGGAGCUGAGGGCGGCCCGGACGCAGGCGGAGAGGAGCCAGCACGAGGCCGAGAGGCUGGUGGAGUCUCGUCAGGUGGAGUGGCUGGAGGAGAAACACCAGCUGCAGGAGCGAGCGGCCGAGCUGCAGCGGAGAUCUUCGCAGGUCAAAGAGAAGCUGCAGAGAGCGGCGGCGGCGCAGAAGAAGAGAAAAACCAAGACGGAGAGCAGAGAGAGGAGCCUGCAGGAGCAGAUCCAGCUGCUGGAGGCCAGAGUGGAGGAGCUGCAGCUGGAAGCUGCCGCCGCUACAAAACGCUCGGCGUUCUCAGAGGAACAAGCUCAGCUCUGCAGGAGGCUGAAGGAGCUGCAGCGACGGCACAACGAGUUCCGGCGCCUCCUGCUCGGAGGUCAUGGGGGUGCUGCAGUGUGGACCUCCUCUCCCACCCACCUCGUCCUCCACGGGUCUGACGGGCCGUUCCCCAACGAGCUGGAGCGAGACUUCUCGGUUCUCCGUCGGAGGCUGGAGGAGCUGGAGCGCGCUCAGCAGCAGCAGCUGGAGGAGCUGGGCUCUCUGGUGCAGAAAGAGCAGGACACAAACCCCAACCCUGACCUUUGACCCCCCCCCCAGGAUCCAGGGGGUGAAAUUUUAAAAACAACUAUUGAUAAAUUAUGUAA